GAAAUUGAAUUCAAAUCGAGGCCGAAGAUUCUUCCAAGAUGGAGGCGCAGUUCUUGGAAGGUUUUAGUAAUGAAGCCUUAUUAUUUCUAAUUGCAUUGAUUCUUUUACCCACGAUGGCGACAUACUUCUGGACAAGAGCCGGUAAUACGGACCAUAUGGUUCAUCCAGAGCAAAGAGCAACAGUACUGGAAGCUAGGGAGCACAGAGCUGCCUCAGAGAGGAGCCAGCACCAUGUCAACAACGGCGAUAGUGAAACCCAGCAACAAAGACGUCAGAUACCAAACGAUGUGAGAUUUGAGCAAUGUCCAAUAUGCUUAGACCAAAUCGCAAUACCUACAGAGACUAACUGCGGUCAUUUAUUCUGCGCGGCCUGUAUUGUAGCCUAUUGGGAGGCUGGUUCGUGGUUACGUGGUAUGAACUGUCCGAUUUGCAGACAAGAGGUGUCCCUCUUGUUGACAACGAAUCUACACGAAGAACCCUUGUCUGAGAGCGCACAACAAAGCCUUUCACGGAUACGUGCUUACAAUCUUCGAUUCUCUGGGGAACCUAGAACCUUAUUUCAGUACAUCCAAGAUUUCCCAGUGCUUUUUAGGCAUCUCAUGUGGGAAUUGUUUUCUGUUGAUGGUUUGAUGACAAUGUUCCGAAUAAGGAUCCUGCUUUACAUGUCUCUUACCGUAAUCUACAUCAUUUCACCAUUAGAUCUUAUCCCUGAAGCCAUAACUGGAGUGCUUGGAUUUGUGGACGAUAUAAUUAUUUUGUUAGUUGUACUUGUGUAUGCUACUGUUCUAUACCGUUACCAUGUUACUGGAGAAUAGCCAGCUUUACUAAUAAAAUAAAUCACCUACCAUUGAUAAAGUUAGAUGUUCAUGAAGUUUUUUUGUAAUCAAUAGAAAUUUCUUUUAAAAAAUAUUGUUUAAUGUCUCAUCAUUGGUUUAUCUUAGUGGACAAAAAAUUCUGCUGCCAAAACAUGGGGUUUUGCCAUGCAGGGGAAGGGGCUUCUUUAGCAAAAUUUCAGACUUCACACAACCACAGUCCUCCCUUGUGCAAAAAAGCUACUGAUGCCACUGCCUUAAUCUGGUAAGGGAUGCUAAAAUGUACUUGGUCCAGCCAUACCAUUAACUUAUAUGUUGGAUCUGAUAAUUUUGAAAGAACAAACUUUUAUUCACUGGCAGAUUGAUUAUUUUUUAAACAGGUAUGUUGAAACCUGUUGUAUGUAGGGAUAGACCAAAAACAAAGCUUUGAACAAUGCAGAUUUAUAACUGGAGCUCCUUUCUGCCAGAAAAAUGUUGCAUCUUCAAUGUU
This is a messenger RNA of Rhopilema esculentum, 1302 nucleotides long. RefSeq names its product E3 ubiquitin-protein ligase RNF170. Lineage: Eukaryota; Metazoa; Cnidaria; Scyphozoa; Rhizostomeae; Rhizostomatidae. Gene Ontology annotation, molecular function: metal ion binding; ubiquitin protein ligase activity. The record is from RefSeq and is a predicted model, not a curated record.